This is a messenger RNA of Soboliphyme baturini, 849 nucleotides long. The record is from the annotation of a GenBank genome assembly. NCBI's taxonomy places the organism in Eukaryota, Metazoa, Nematoda, Enoplea, Dioctophymatida, Soboliphymatidae.
AUGGCGAGACCAAAGUUAGACGUGUCCGUUCAGAUAAUCCCUGACCGUACGGCUUUUUUUGUUGUGACGUUAAACUCAAGGCACGUGACGGUGGCGCUUCCUCCCGUAAACGACCCGGAUCCGAUAGUUCAUCGAGAUCUGAUGGAUGACAAAGAGAAUUUUUUGCUGACGGCUUAUGACAGACAUUGGGAAUUCAGCAAUCUGAGACGCGCAAAGUUUUCCACAUUGGCUCUCUGCUAUGAAUUGCAUAACCAAGGGCGAGACCGAUUUCUGUACAUCUGUAAUAACUGCAGUAAUACGAAUGCCUUGUGGCACUGCCCUACGUGUGAUGAUUUUGACCUCUGCCAGACUUGUUUCGUCAACGCGAAUCACGGACACCUAAUGGAAGCGAUCAGGGGUAGCAUUAGCAACGAAGCCACUUCCGAUCAAAACAGCGUUCCGACAGAAAAUACGACGAACCGAUCGGGGGCCCAAACGCCCAAAGGCCAAAUCCAAUGGCCAAAAGCGAACUGUGGUCCUCUUCACAAAUUUCCCAACGCCAACCACGGUCAGUUAAGCCGCCACCGCACGAAACGCUGUUUGCAAGACAAGAUUUCAUGCAAAGCAGCUAGGACAACCAGUUGUCCUGCUUGCAAGGAGCUGAUCCAAUACUGGUGUCAUUACAUAAAGCAUUGUACCGCCCAAAACUCCUCCGCUCAGUAUCGCAGAAAUAUUUGGCAGACUUUGGUUCAAGAUUAUGUUAAGCAGAGCGGAGUGGUAGCGACAGACGUGCAACGGCUGACAAGCCAGAUGAAGCAUCGGCAUCGGUCUGGAUGGAUUGCCAGAUGUUCAGGUAAUUUCUUGAUUUAA